Messenger RNA from Thermochaetoides thermophila DSM 1495, 2157 nucleotides. RefSeq lists its product as uncharacterized. Gene Ontology annotation, cellular component: cytosol. The record is from RefSeq and is a predicted model, not a curated record. Lineage: Eukaryota; Fungi; Ascomycota; Sordariomycetes; Sordariales; Chaetomiaceae. Bases 1 to 2157 code for a protein of 718 amino acids. The transcript is spliced from 2 exons. Gene Ontology annotation, molecular function: flavin adenine dinucleotide binding. Gene Ontology annotation, biological process: tRNA wobble uridine modification; tRNA methylation.
AUGACAAUAAAACUCGGGCUUUUUAGAGGCCUUGGUAGGCCAUUGCUACGACCGAUUCAGCAACAUGGAUCUCUGUGUACUCCUAGAAUAAAGAGAACAUUUGCGACAGUCGAAGACGACUUCAAUGCGAGGAACUUCGAUGUCAUUGUCGUUGGUGGUGGUCAUGCCGGCUCGGAAGCAAGCGCUGCCGCUGCGCGUGCUGGCGCUCGUACUGCUCUCAUCACCCCCGAUAUCAACAAUCUCGGCGUCUGCUCGUGCAACCCAAGUUUUGGUGGCAUCGGAAAGGGCACCAUCUUACGGGAGAUUGACGCGCUAGAUGGAUUGGCUGGGCGGAUAAUUGACAAGGCUGGCGUACAGUUCAGGGUGUUGAACCGCAAGAAGGGUCCUGCUGUCUGGGGUCCCCGAGCGCAGAUCGACCGCUCUCUGUACAAAAAGUACAUGCGCGAGGAGCUGCAGUCAUAUCCUAACUUGUCUGUCAUUCUCGGCCGCGUCUCCGAUAUCGUCACUGCCGAUGCACAUGACGACCCUAACGCUGAUGGUGCAAAGAGCAAGAUUACAGGCAUCCGCCUGGAGUCGGGCGAAACGCUCACCACAAACCAGGUUGUAAUUACGACAGGCACCUUUUUGGGAGGCGAGAUUCAUAUUGGCCUCGAGUCAUGGCCCUCUGGUCGGAUUGGUGAGCCUCCAACCUACGGUCUGAGUAAGUCGUUGCGCGCAGCGGGCUUUAAGCUUGGCCGACUCAAGACAGGCACUCCCCCCCGGUUACACAAAAACAGCAUCAAGUGGAACAUUUUGGAACCGCAGGCGGGUGAUGAGCCCCCGGUGCCUUUCAGUUACAUGGAUGACGAGGUUGCCGUUAAGGACCAGCUACUCUGCUAUGCGACAUACACCAAUACUGCUACUCACGACAUUGUUCGUGCCAACCUAGACAAAACUAUCCAUAUCCGCGAGACUGUUAAGGGGCCACGGUACUGCCCCUCGCUCGAGUCGAAGAUAAUUCGGUUCGGUGACCGUGAGCGCCAUAUUGUCUGGCUCGAGCCCGAAGGCUUCGAUACCGAUGUCAUCUAUCCAAAUGGUCUCAGCAUGACAGUUCCUGCCCAAGCCCAGGAGCAGCUCCUCCGGACGAUCCGUGGCCUUGAGGACGUGGUCAUGUUGCAACCAGGCUAUGGCGUCGAGUAUGAUUAUGUCGACCCGCGCAGCCUCAAGCGCUCACUCGAGACCAAGGCCAUCAGAGGUUUGUGGUUGGCCGGCCAGAUUAAUGGCACGACUGGCUAUGAAGAAGCUGCUGGGCAGGGUAUUCUCGCUGGCAUUAAUGCAGGCCGUGCCUCGAAGGGUCUGCCACCCAUUACCCUCUCUCGUGCUGACGCCUAUAUCGGCAUCAUGAUCGACGACCUCAUCACCAAGGGCGUCUCCGAACCCUACCGCAUGUUCACCUCCCGCAGCGAGUUCCGGCUGUCUGCCCGUCCAGACAAUGCCGACGUGCGCCUUACUCCUCUCGGUCGUGAGGCCGGCGUAGUGUCAGACGCGCGCUGGUCGCGGUUUUCCGACGACCGGGCAUGUGCCGAGCACCUCUUGCGCCUACUACGCAAGACGUCCUUGACCGUGAGCCAGUGGCGUGCCGCCGGCCUGCCGAUCAACCCCGUCCGCGACGAGACCCGCCGCCGUGACGGGUUUGAGGCGUUGCGCAUGCCUGGCGUCCAGCCAUCGCAUCUGCGUCUCAUCCUCCCCUUCCUUAAAAACCACUCUUCCCUGUCAGCUGCCUCGGCAGAUUUCCCCGACCGCAUUAUCGACCGCGUCGCUAUCGAAGCCGUUUACGAGCCUUAUGUUCGCAUGCAGGAAAGUGAAGCGGCACGGCUACGUCGCGAUGAGGGCUUGUGCUUGCCUCCUGAUCUGGAUUACGAUUCCGUCUUUGGGCUGUCGAUCGUCGAAAAGCAGGUGCUCAAGGAGGCGCGGCCGGAGAACAUUGCUCAGGCGAAGAGGAUUGAGGGUGUCACGCCCGCAGGUCUUGUCAGACUGCUAAAGUAUACGACGAGGGGCUCUUCGUGGGAUAAGAGUUCGGCGGAGAGUGUGGUGGUUGAGGGUCUGGAUAUGAGCGGGGUUGAAGAUCUGGAAGCUCUGGAUGCCAGAAGUCGGGUUGAGGAUAUGAAAGGACUGUAA